CAGCGCGGCAGCGGCGCUGCCCGGCCCGAGGCUCAGGCCGCACGGGCCGGACCCCGCCGGGGCAGGAGGAGGCGGAGGUGCAGGACCAUGCUGGCGGGGCUGCGCCGGGCGCUGCGCAGCGGCGGGCGGCAGCUCCCGGCGCUGCUGGGCAGGCGGGAUGGCUGUCCGCCGCCCUCGGCGCCUCAGGUGAGGCUCUGGAGGCACACCGGAGGUUGGAGGGGCCGGGAAGGAAAGCCUUACAGCACGCUGGUGCCAUCUGAUGAAGUAACUAUUAAUUACAGACAUGGUCUUCCUGUGAUAACUCUUAUGCUGCCCUCAAGAAGUGAACGCUGUCAGUUCACUGUCAAGCCAGUAGUGACCACUGUAGGAGCAUUCCUGCAGGAUGUGCAAAGAGAAGAUAAAGGAAUUGAGAGAGCUGAAGUCUUUGCAACAGAUGGUAGCAAGGUCUCUGAUGCAACCUUAAUGGAGGUCUUAUUGAUGAAUGACUUUAAGCUUGUUAUCAACAACACAGCAUACAGUGUGUCACCUCCUGUGAAAGAUAAGCUGAGUAGUGAGCAUGCUACUGAUGUGGAAGAUAUCAAAUCGUUGGUUCACAGACUGUUUGUGGCUCUACAUUUAGAAGAUCACCAGAUCAGGAAAGAGAGAGAAUUGCUACAGAAGCUGGACCAUCUGAAAGAACAGCUGCUGCCUCUUGAACAGAUGAAAGCCAGAAUCAUGGACAGUGCAGAUGCAAAAACCUCCAGGCUUUUAUGGGUUGGCCUAGCCCUGAUGUCAACUCAGGGGGGAGCGCUGGCAUGGCUCACGUGGUGGGUCUACUCGUGGGACAUCAUGGAGCCAGUCACAUACUUCAUCACCUACGGGAGUGCCAUGGCUUUCUACGCCUACUUUGUUCUUACCAAGCAGGACUACAUUUAUCCUCACGCUAAGGACAGGCAGUUCCUCCACUACUUCUACCGCAAAUCCAAAAAGCAGCGUUUUAAUGUGGAACAAUACAACAAGCUCAAAGACGACCUAGCAGAGGCAGAAGAAUCCCUGAGGCGUCUGCGCCAACCUCUGCGCCUGAGGCUUCCCAUCCAGGAAAUCAACGACAAGGACUGAGUUUGGUUUUGUGUAUAUUGGAGAUGCCCUUUCAAAGCUGAUACGAACAUUUAGUUACUCCAUAGCACCUGGGUAUUUUUGACCACUGAAGUUUUGAAAGUUGCAAUAAAUAGCUUUAAAAGUUAUUUGUUCACUUGAUGGUUUGGGUUUGUUUUGCUUGUUUGGUUUUUUUUUUUAGAACCCUAUGAAGAAACUGCUGAAGCAAAGUUCUUCUAGAUACUUGUCAAAUUUCAUCAGUACAAUGGAGGCAUUCUUACUACUGGUAAAAUGACAGAACAAACAAGGACAGCCUUUUUAGUACCAUUUACUAUAACAUAACAGUAGCUCAUAAAAUAAUUAACUUCUGCAUGGAGUAGUAAAGAUUCUUUUCCUGAAAUUACUGUUUCCUUUUCCCUGGUUUGUACAUUGACUCUGUGACACCAUAGGUGAAGUUUAGAUUAGCAUGACAAUUAAGCUUUCUUAGUAAAUAGUGCUGGAAAAGUAAGGUAUCUCAAACUUGCUAUAAAAUCAUUUAUGUUUCACUAUUGCAUUUUAUUCAAAGAAUUUAUCAAAACAUUCAAACAUACAUGAUUUAUACAACAUUUAAAAGCAGGUGUAGGAAGAUACAGCACUUAUGACUCAGAACAUUGUAUAUGGAAUGGCUUAACUAAAGCAGAACCAGUAAACCGAUUAUGUUUUUCCCCAGGAAAGUGGAUUAAGACACUUUGCUCAGUUUGAGUUCUCUCUUGACCCUCAGAGGAACAAUUAAUAAUGUUAAAAAAAAAAAAAAAAGAAA
Messenger RNA from Vidua macroura (Pin-tailed whydah), 1873 nucleotides. RefSeq names its product mitochondrial calcium uniporter dominant negative subunit beta (gene MCUB). Gene Ontology annotation, biological process: mitochondrial calcium ion homeostasis; calcium import into the mitochondrion. NCBI's taxonomy places the organism in Eukaryota, Metazoa, Chordata, Aves, Passeriformes, Viduidae. Gene Ontology annotation, molecular function: calcium channel inhibitor activity. Gene Ontology annotation, cellular component: mitochondrial inner membrane; uniplex complex. The record is from RefSeq and is a predicted model, not a curated record. The transcript has 8 exons. The coding region runs from base 88 to 1098 and encodes 336 amino acids.